This is a messenger RNA of Daldinia caldariorum, 1350 nucleotides long. Its product is annotated as FMN-linked oxidoreductase. The record is from RefSeq and is a predicted model, not a curated record. Lineage: Eukaryota; Fungi; Ascomycota; Sordariomycetes; Xylariales; Hypoxylaceae. Bases 154 to 1263 code for a protein of 369 amino acids. Gene Ontology annotation, molecular function: FMN binding; NADPH dehydrogenase activity. The transcript has a single exon.
GUUUUCCAAGGUUUUCUAUGAAACCCAAUAUACUAAAGUAAACUCCCUACUUUCUCUCUCUCUGCUCUUGCUCUUUGCUCUAGGCCUAUAACCUCUCAUCAUAAAAAUAAAAUAAAAAAUAAAAGAGUGAAUCCCCCCAAACAAAUCCACGAAAUGGCACAACCAUCGCGUCUCUUCCAACCGCUAAACGUAGGAAAUGCGACCCUCAAGCAUCGCCUGAUAAUGGCGCCUUUGACUCGUUUUCGCGCCAAUACAGAGCACGUACCUCUCCCCUUCGUGAAGGACUAUUACGAGCAACGUGCCUCGGUACCGGGCACGCUCCUCAUCACCGAGGGAACUUUCAUUACAAGGAGAGCAGGAGGGUAUCGUAACAUCCCGGGAAUCUGGUCUAAAGAACAGAUAACAGCGUGGAAACAUGUAACAGACGCUGUCCACGCGAAGGGCUCUUACAUCUACUUACAACUUUGGGCGUUAGGCCGCGCCGCUAAUCCAGACGUUCUUAAGGAAUUCGGCGCCGAUCUCAUCGGCCCCAGCGCCAUACCGUAUGAGGAAAGCAAGCUGGCACCGAGGGAAUUGACCAUCGAUGAGAUCCGGUCACUCGUGGCCGAAUACGCCCAGGCAGCUAGUAACGCGGUGGAAGCGGGCUUUGACGGUGUGGAAAUCCAUGGGGCAAACGGAUAUUUGAUCGACCAGUUCAUUCAGGACGUGUCUAAUCACCGGCAGGACCAAUACGGCGGCAGUAUCGAAAAUCGGGCCCGCUUCGCCCUCGAGGUCGCCAGUGCUGUUGUGGAGGCUAUCGGUGCUGAAAAGGUUGGACUUCGCAUAUCCCCUUGGUCCACUUUUCAGGGGAUGCGUAUGGAGAACCCGGUUCCGCAGUUCACAUACCUGGUUCAGGAGUUGAAAAAGCUCAGGCUGGCAUAUUUGCAUGUAGUUCAAUCAUCUGCCAUUGACGAGUACACAACUCUCGAAGCCACGGAACGGAUCGCCUUUGUAGUCGACACAUGGGAUAAUACAUCUCCUGUUCUCAUCGCGGGUGGUCUCCAAUCGGAUAUCGCAAAGAGGAUAGCAGACGAAAGUUUUAAGGAUAAGGAGGUUGGCUUAGUAUUUGGCCGAUAUUUCAUCUCGACGCCAGACUUGCCGUUCCGAAUAAAGAAGGAUCUUCCCUUGAAUCCUUAUAACCGCGGCACCUUUUACACACCAGAGAGUAAGGAGGGUUACAUAGAUUAUCCUUUCAGCGACGAGUUUACCAAAGCCUCAAUUUAGGUGAUGCUCCCCUGAGGGAAAUUAGGACGAGAAUGCAGGUUCUCGUAACUUGGCGGUUCGCAUAAAGUUGUAGAUAUUAUAGACCAC